AUGACAUCCCUUCCUAAGCACCUGACAGGCGACCAAGCCUCGAUUGACGAGUUCAUUGAUAAAUUCGACGUGCGCGUCCUAUGGUCCGGUGAUCAUACAUUUCCCGGAACGGUAGAGACACUGGAGUUGUUGAGAUCCAAAGGGAAGAAGACUAUAUUUGUUACGAACAACUCCACCAAGUCUCGCCCCGAGUACCAAAAGAAAUUCACUUCCCUGGGCAUACCCAGCCAUGUUGACGAAAUAUUUGGAUCUGCGUAUUCCUCAGCCAUCUACAUCUCGAGAAUCAUGAAGCUUCCGGCUCCCAAGAACAAGGUGUUUGUGCUGGGAGAAGCUGGGAUUGAGGCCGAAUUAAGGAGUGAGGGCGUCGAAUUCAUUGGAGGGACAGACCCGGCUUAUCGACGAGAUAUAACUCCAGCAGACUACAAAAACAUCGCAGAUGGGUCGAUGCUGGAUGACAAUAUCGGGAUAGUGCUGGCCGGCUUGGAUUUGCACAUAAACUACUUGAAGUUCUCAUUGGCGUACCAGUAUCUACAGCGCGGGGCCAAAUUCCUGGCUACGAACACCGAUAGCACGUUUCCUUCGCAUCAUGCAUUCUUUCCAGGAGCGGGCUCAAUAUCCAUUCCCCUGGUGAAUAUGACAGGACAGCAUCCUAUAGCACUUGGGAAGCCUAGCCAAGCGAUGAUGGACUCGAUAGAAGGAAAGUUCCAGUUUGAUCGCAAGAAGACUUGUAUGGUUGGAGAUCGAUUAGACACCGAUAUUAGAUUUGGCAUCGAAGGUAAACUUGGAGGCACCUUGGCCGUCCUGACGGGCGUGAGUAAGAAAGAGCACUGGGAGGCUGAAGGAGCAGAGGUGAUCCCAGCGUAUUAUGUUGAUAAGUUGAGCGACUUGAUGGGCUGA
Messenger RNA from Venustampulla echinocandica, 897 nucleotides. Its product is annotated as 4-nitrophenylphosphatase. The coding region runs from base 1 to 897 and encodes 298 amino acids. The record is from RefSeq and is a predicted model, not a curated record. Gene Ontology annotation, molecular function: alkaline phosphatase activity; phosphoglycolate phosphatase activity. The transcript has 3 exons. NCBI's taxonomy places the organism in Eukaryota, Fungi, Ascomycota, Leotiomycetes, Helotiales, Pleuroascaceae.